Racocetra persica is the source of this 299-nucleotide messenger RNA. The record is from the annotation of a GenBank genome assembly. Lineage: Eukaryota; Fungi; Glomeromycota; Glomeromycetes; Diversisporales; Gigasporaceae.
ACUGGAAAACAAACAAUCAAAAUUCCGUGUAGUGAAAGCCAAUUUAUUAGCAUAUUUGGAUCAUGGAUUCAACGUUAUUCACCUUGUAAAAAAAGAUAUACAUGUAUUUUUAAAGGUCAAAGUGCUGAUGCAACAAUAGCAACAAUAUUGCAAGAUACUGAAUGGAAUUUUCAAAAAGCACCUGAAAUGAAGAUAGAAUGGUAUACUGAAACAAUAAUUGAUGCUCAUCAAAAUACAAUUUUUACGGGAUUUAUUAUUAUUAAAUUUCAAAUUAAUACUAUUAGUUAUCAAGUUCAAAG